GUUGCAUAAGAGAGCAGUGGGGAAGUGAGCAACUUUUUCUCCUGCUCGCCCCCUUUGCACUCUCUCGUUUGUCAUUGCGGAUAACACAUUGCACGUCACUUGAUCCUUUUUUUUUUAUUUUUUUUUGCUGUGAAUUGAACAUUGUUUCCGUGGUAGGGGGUUCGGCCCAGCAUUUCGAAGGAGUCGCUGGAGUGCGCGGGUAAUUAGGUAAUCAUAAGGGGGGCCGCUAAUUAACGCAGCUGAUGAUCCGUUGGUCCCUUUUUGUGCGAGAGAGAGCCACCUCUGCGUGGACGUGCUAGGAUGUGUCGUCCCUUGGUACGGAUACCUCCGUUUUAGAAAUCUGCGCCCAGAAUGAGGGAAGAUCCGCAUGAUGGUGAGUGCGAACAAAGGGGAAGUGCCGUAAUGCUAAACAACGAACGAAGCAGCGAGGGUGUAAACAGGGGGAUGCCCCUUGAUCUGGCUAACUACCACGGGGAAGAAGGCGACUGUGGAGAAGAACAGGGACACCCUGGAAGGACCUUCCUUUACAUGGAACGGACAGAUGAGCCACCAGGUGCCUGCACAAAGCUCAUAUUAAAUUUUAAAAAACUAAAGUUAAGGAGCGAACAGGAUUUUGCCCAAAUGGUACGUCAAAACUGUGCAACCAUAUUGGAUACCUUAAAAAAGGCAGAGGUGGGGAUAGCAGCAGCUGCCAUUAACAACAUAGGGAUACCUUCCCUAAAGGAUAAAAACGGCCAAUCGGUCAAAUGUAAUAACGAGGGAGAGGCAAAAAAUCGAAUUGUGUGGGAAUUGGAUCUGUCCUACAAUUACUUUGUGCACCUCUCCAUUGGCAACGUUUUGUAUGUUCUUAUGCAGAAUCGAAUAAUUAGCCAGGGGGGUGUUUUAAAGGUACGCAAUUUAGCAACAAUAAACAUACGAAAAAAUUUAUUAACUCUUUUUCCCCACUGGGGGGAGUACAAAUUGGAGAGUCUGCUCCACUUGUGUUUGUCGCACAAUGAGAUUUGUGAAGUGGCAUCGACGGGCGGUUCACCCACGAAUGGUUUACGCCCGCCUGCCGAAAUGGAGACACGCCCAGCUUGCGCACCUAACGUGGAGAGAGAUCCCCUCUUCGUAGCCGAGACGAAGGGAGAACGCCCUGGUGAAGAAGGGGCACUGAACUGGCAAGCACCCAAUUUGACUCACCUUUAUUUGCAAAACAACAAAAUUACGUCUCUCCAAUUUGUUAAGUACUUACUCAAUGGGCACAAAAAUGUUUCCCACAUAAAUAUCAGCUUUAAUAGAAUAAAGUCGUUAAAUGACUUCCCCUUUUUGGCAAAUUUGAAGCAGUUCGAUUUAUCCUUUAACACGCAAUUGUCAUGUCUCCUUGGUGACAAGCAAGUUGAGCGCAAAAGGGGGGAUAGCCUUCUCAGCGCGUAUGAGCACGAAGGGGCGGGUAAACAGAACGGCCACGCCAGGAGCAAUUUUUUUAACAUCCCCUCACGUGGCGAUAAACAGUUAAAUCAUCAAAACAUUUUUGCUGCGUUGAAGUAUUUUUUCCCCAAUUUGGAAAGCCUUAAUUUGAAACACACACCAUUGCUUAGCAGGUUAGCGGGUUAGCGGCGCGGGGUAAGGC
Plasmodium vivax (malaria parasite P. vivax) is the source of this 1612-nucleotide messenger RNA. RefSeq lists its product as hypothetical. Bases 352 to 1596 code for a protein of 414 amino acids. The record is from RefSeq and is a predicted model, not a curated record. Lineage: Eukaryota; Apicomplexa; Aconoidasida; Haemosporida; Plasmodiidae. Gene Ontology annotation, molecular function: protein binding. The transcript is spliced from 2 exons.